Messenger RNA from Verticillium alfalfae VaMs.102, 471 nucleotides. RefSeq lists its product with no specific name. Bases 1 to 471 code for a protein of 156 amino acids. The record is from RefSeq and is a predicted model, not a curated record. The transcript has 3 exons. NCBI's taxonomy places the organism in Eukaryota, Fungi, Ascomycota, Sordariomycetes, Glomerellales, Plectosphaerellaceae.
AUGCAGCUCACCCAGCAGCUCGGCCUCAUGGCCCUCGCAAGCACGGCCUCGGCCUUUGUCGUCGACGUUUUUUCGGGCGAGCGCUGCACCGGCCAGUCGCAGAAUGUCAAUGUCUAUGACAACACCUGCGCGGCCUGGAUGAUCGGCUACCGGUCAUUCAGGGUCAAGACGUACGGGUCCACGCCGCAACGCGCGUACUUCUGCACCGGAGGGGCGUGCAACAACUGCAACAGUUGGUGGGCUGGCGGAAGCGAUCAGUUUCUCAGAAACACGUGCAUCAGCCUGGGUAGUAACCUACACUGGUCGGCAGGAUCGUUCAGGGGCCUCCCGCACAAAAGGGACGAGAUCCCGUCGGACGCCGACCUCGUCUUCGGAGAGUUUACUGAGGCCGACUUCGACAGUAGCACCGACUACCUUCACGUCGAAUGGACCCCCACAGGCACGGAAGACGAGGAUGCCCAGGAGCAGUGA